AAGAAGAGGGCAUUAAAGAUGUUUCUGAGCUUCUUCAACGCUAAAUACAUGGUUUUGCUGAGCUGUGUGCUGGCGAACCUCACAUUUGCCAAACAAGGGCAGAAAAAGAUAUGUGACACUAGUUUGACGAUUUCCAAUGACUUUUAUGCCUCUCUGGAUGAAGACGCAAAGGGAAAUGGCAACAUCCACAACCGCUCACUAUCUGCAUGGACCUGGAUACCGAAGUUUUCACAACGCAGAAUACCACAGGUCAUCUUUGAAGCCCAGUGCAAUUCAGAAUAUUGCACCCUUCCCAAUGGCGUGGAUACGAGACUGAACUCAUUGCCCAUUUAUCAGGAGAUCCUGGUGCUAAAACAGGAUACGGAGGACAGGAAGUGCUUCAGGGCGACUUUUGAGAGAGUAACAGUGGGCUGUACGUGUGUGUGGGCCAAAACCUCCUAAAAUUACUCGUAUGUUUCCAUAUUAGAAUGAACGUAUUUAUUUGUUCCUAUAGAAGCUGCGACUUUUAACAGAUUUUAAGUUAUUUUGGAGACAAAAUGGUUCCUGAAUGAAAUUUGUUUUAAAUAUUUGCAUUUAUUGAUU
This is a messenger RNA of Sinocyclocheilus grahami, 582 nucleotides long. RefSeq names its product interleukin-17A-like. Gene Ontology annotation, cellular component: extracellular region. NCBI's taxonomy places the organism in Eukaryota, Metazoa, Chordata, Actinopteri, Cypriniformes, Cyprinidae. The coding region runs from base 19 to 441 and encodes 140 amino acids. The record is from RefSeq and is a predicted model, not a curated record. Gene Ontology annotation, molecular function: cytokine activity. The transcript is spliced from 3 exons.